Molecule: messenger RNA, 3247 nt
Organism: Drosophila hydei
Lineage: Eukaryota; Metazoa; Arthropoda; Insecta; Diptera; Drosophilidae
Gene: boss
Product: protein bride of sevenless
Exons: 6
Coding region: 427-3084 (885 amino acids)
Biological process (GO): G protein-coupled receptor signaling pathway; visual perception
Cellular component (GO): membrane
Molecular function (GO): sevenless binding; adenylate cyclase inhibiting G protein-coupled glutamate receptor activity
Source: RefSeq, a predicted model, not a curated record
CACUCAAAUAUCGAGACGAGUGCGGCUCCGAGCUUGAGCGCAUAACCAUAACAACGAACGCUUGUUGUAGGCCCAAGCCAAGUUGGCCAAAACAAAACAACUAAAAUAACAGGUGCAAAACAUUACGAGGGUGGCUGACGAAACUCGGGAACCCAGCGCAAAAGAGCAGAAUAAAACUACAAAAAAGAAAUACAACAAAUAGAACCAAAGCUUCAUACAACAUAAUUGCGAGACGACGCGGCUUGUGAACAAUUGUCUGUGCUGUGCCACAUUAGGUUGCAGUUGCAGUGCUGCACCCGUUGAUAACUUGUUUUAAUUGCAAUAAUAAAAGCCUGCUAAUUGUCCAUAAAUGUUGAACGAGUCAUAAAAAUAAAGCGAGAAUUUCGUAUUUAAUUUAAAUAUUUAAAACGCAAAACUGCAGGCGCCAUGGGAGGCUUGACGAACACUCAACGGGCUUUAUUCUACCUGUUCAUCACAUUAAGUUGCAUAGCUCAUUGUCAUGGGGCAGGUCUUGCCACGCCCACCAGAAAAUCAGCACCGCUGCGCAUAACGAAACCGCAACCAAUCAGUAGCACCACUACUGCACCACCGACGACCCACGAGAGCAGCACCACUGGAGAGCUGCUGUCGCCUCUAAUAUACUCCACAACAGAAGACCCAGCCAGCAGCGCCAGCAGUGCCAUCACAGACGAUGGCAGCAGCACCACUGCAGCGGGCAGCUUGGUACCUGAGAUUUGCAUCACUGGACUGCAACUGACGUUAACCAAUGCGGACGGAGAGCAGGUGGUGCGCAAGCAGCCAGAGCUAGUGCAAAUCAUCGAGGGCGACGUUAUGGUCAGUGUGCUAACCAGUGACCCCGUCUCGGCGCUCUUUGUUAUCAAUCGCGUGAAUCAGGCGAAUCUCAUCUCAGCUGACUUUGAAGUUGGCAUCCGCGCUAUAACUGUGGACAAUGCCAGCCUGGCUGAGAACCUGCUUAUACAGGAGGUGCAAUACCUGCAGCAGUGCACUCAGUAUUCCAUGGGCAUAUUCCUAGACUUCGAUCUGUACAGACGCCUCGAACCGAUUAUCAGGGACUUGGAGUACAACGUAUGGCCCAUACCCAGCACACGGACCCAUCUCUUUCCCAAAGUGGCACAUCUGCUGCAUCAAAUGCCCUGGGGCGAGAAGACUGCCUCUGUGGAGAUCGUGACUGAAACUUUAGAUAUAUACAACGAGUUCAUGGACGCCGCCAGGCAGGAGCACAUGUGUCUGAUGCACUUCAAGAGCGACGACAAUGUUUACAUACUAUUCGGCAACAAGAUGGCCAAUCACUUCAAGGAGAAUGGCACCGUAUUUGCCGUGCCCAUAGAGCGUGCAGAUCAGUCAUUCCUAGAGGAGCUGCCCAACAAGGCGUUCGUGCUAAUGGAGAAUGAUAUAGAACUGCGGGCGAUUGACCUGGAUCCCAUGCCCACAGCGCUCGACGAGGUGCUCGUUGGCAAAAGUGUGUUGCCCUCGCGCGUCCUGGUCUUUGCUAGCCCCAUUGUUGACCUGAUGAACUGGCUGCGCGGCUCGCUAGCCAAGCACUGCAAGCGCGAUGAGGAUCUGUAUGUGCUCGAGAGCUGUUUCAACUUUCUCAAUUUCAUCGAGGACUGGCGCACUUCAGAGUAUCGUCGGGCACAUGACACCCUGGAGCUGCUGGCGCUGCUGCGCAUGCGCAAGCUCUCCACCUCCAUGAUCUUUCAAAUGUACCAGAAGAAACAGGAAACACUAGACGUGAUAACGGGCGAGUCGCGCAUGGAGCUGCGCGAGAUAGCCUCACAGAACUUUGUGACAAAUGUGACCACCUACUACCACUACAAUCGAGACAAUCACACCAGCCUGGAGCUGAAGACGAAAUUCGGUUUGGUCUUCAACUGCCAGUACACAGUGGGCGACAAUCGGCGCCAUCCGUUCGUCUUCGAUGGCGAGAGCGUCAUGUUCUGGCGCAUCAAACUGGACACUUGGGUGGCAACGGGCCUGACGGCAGCCAUACUCGGCCUGAUCGCCACGCUGGCCAUUCUGGUGUUCAUUGUGGUGCGCAUCUCACUGAGCGAUGUGUUCGAGGGCAAUCCAGUGACGUCGAUCCUACUGCUGCUAUCGCUCAUCCUGGUCUUCUGCUCCUUUGUGCCCUUCUCUAUGGAGUAUGUGGGCGAACAGCGCAACUCGCAUGUCACCUACGAGGAUGUGAACACUCUGAAUACGCUCUGCGCAGUGCGCGUGUUCCUCAUGACGCUCGUCUACUGCUUAGUCUUCUCGCUGCUGCUGUGCCGAGCUGUGAUGCUGGCCUCAAUUGGGUCCGAGGGCGGGUUCUUGUCCCACGUCAACGGCUACAUCCAGGCGGUCAUUUGCAUAUUUAGCGUUUUCGUUCAGGUGGGCAUGUCCGUGCAGCUGCUGGUAGUUAUGCAUAUGGCCUCGGAGAGCGUCUCCUGCGAGAAUAUUUACUACGGUCGCUGGCUCUGGGGCCUGAUGGCCUACGAUUUUCUACUGCUCUGUUGUCUGGUCAGCCUGGUGCCAUUCAUCUAUCGAUCUCAGCGCAACUACCGUGAAGGAAUCUUGAUAGUGAUUGGCGGCGUGCUCAUACUGAUCAUCUGGACCGUGUGGAUUGCCCUAUCGCUCUUUGGCGAUGAGUGGCGGGAUGCGGCCAUACCGUUGGGCCUGCAGGCCAGCGGCUGGGCUGUUCUGGUGGGCAUAUUGAUACCACGCACGUUCCUCAUUGUGCGCGGCAUUGAACGCUCGGAUAUUGCUCAGGCGCUGCCCUCGCUUACCUCCUUGGCCUUUGCCCAAAACAAUCAGUAUUCCUCCGAGCAGAGUGUUUAUGAGUGCGUGAAUCCUGCUAUGCGCCACUGUUCGCAGGAGGAGAUGAACCAUCAGUCGCCCAGCGAGAUACCCACAUUGCCCUUGCGCGGCGGCGGUCCGCGGCGACAGCAAUUCUUUGCCAAUCUUCGCCAGGCCAAUGCCAACAUCAAUCCACAACGUCCACCGCCACGUCCACAGCAGAGUCCCUCGCGCUCGUCCGUUUGCUCGUUGCCGCCCUCACCGGAGCAUAGCAAGAUAACACGUUUCUGAGCGGAUCUCCGAAGGGAUCUGAAGACCUGGACAGCACACCGCAACUUCCUUUCGAACUCUAGUCAAAGCGCCAAGAAUGUGCAUUAAUUAAUCUAUGUGUUAAUCUAACAUUUUACUGAUCGACGAACCAAUAACCCGCGCCCAUUUAAGUUUUGAAUAUAAA